Molecule: messenger RNA, 585 nt
Organism: Cavenderia fasciculata
Lineage: Eukaryota; Evosea; Eumycetozoa; Acytosteliales; Cavenderiaceae
Exons: 3
Coding region: 1-585 (194 amino acids)
Source: RefSeq, a predicted model, not a curated record
AUGUUUGUUGUUAACUUAAGAUUGAUACGCUUCAAAGGUAUAAGAGUCAUAGAUGGGAAGAACGCUUGGACAUAUCUAUCACUACCGUUUAAGGCAGCACGAUCUAGAUUCAAACUCCACUCUUUCAAAGAUAUCUAUGACAAUAGCACAUCGUAUCACGAUGACUUGUUCUUUGACAAAUACGAUCUUGUUUCAUCAUGGUGUACGCGCAGAGAACUCUUCCAAUCGCUGGCCCAAUUCAAGUCUCUGACAAAGUUGGAACUCGUGGGUGAGGGUAUCCCACCUCUUGGACCAAAUACCUUUCCGACCAGUCUCACGUCACUCACUCUUGCUACGAGCACAGUCCCUCCACAAAAUACAUUCACGUCACUCAAGUCACUGACCGAACUCAUUAUUGAAAUAGAGUACUAUGGCGAGGGUGUAACCCCACCAAGAAUGGAUCUCGAGUCUAACCUCACUCACUUUAUUCAACUCUUGGUUGAUUACGCAUACAUCCCGGCGCAAUAUACGAUGCCAUUGUUGGAGAAAUUGUAUGUGCCAAAGAAUCUAUUGGUCAGCGAUACAUGUAGAAAAAUUAGAAAUUAG